Molecule: messenger RNA, 618 nt
Organism: Adineta ricciae
Lineage: Eukaryota; Metazoa; Rotifera; Eurotatoria; Adinetida; Adinetidae
Source: the annotation of a GenBank genome assembly
AUGCCCAAAAAGUCAGAAAAUGAUGCGAGUCCUACACAAAACUCUCGUAUCAUACGAGUUCGUGAUUUACCAAUUUAUUAUGAUCCAAAAACAGAUGAUAUCUAUCGGUAUGUUCCACGGAUAGAUAAUGACCAACAGAAGAGAAUCAACAAUACGAAUCGAUUUCAAACAUCGAUUAAUCAAACAAGACAAUCAAUACAACAAUUUUGGAAUGAUAGCAAAGAAUUACGUUUGAAAAUUUCUCGUAAAUUAGAAAAAAGUCAAACCUAUGCGAAAGCAACAAUCAAUUACAUUCGUGAUGAUCAAACAUUUUAUCCAAAAGUCAGUGUAGUAACAAUCGCUGGCCUUGGUGGUCUUCUUCUCGGAAAGAAACGUAGUGUCUUACGGAGAACAUUCUAUUCAUCUGUAGCAGUAGCUGUGGCACUCAGUGCAUGUUAUCCAAAACAGUCUGUAAAUUUACUCAAUCAAGUUCAUAAUCGGAUUCAAAAUAACUCACAAAAAAACAAUCAAUCAGUAAUAAUCAAACAUAAUGAUGGUAUUGUACAUACAAUUAAGAAUGAACAUGAACCAAUGGUUUCUGUCGGUGAUGAGUAUGGGCAGGGAACACCAACUGACUAA